Manduca sexta (tobacco hornworm) is the source of this 2005-nucleotide messenger RNA. It is a transcript of the gene Gcat, whose product is annotated as 2-amino-3-ketobutyrate coenzyme A ligase, mitochondrial. The transcript is spliced from 9 exons. The record is from RefSeq and is a predicted model, not a curated record. Lineage: Eukaryota; Metazoa; Arthropoda; Insecta; Lepidoptera; Sphingidae. The coding region runs from base 180 to 1457 and encodes 425 amino acids. Gene Ontology annotation, molecular function: pyridoxal phosphate binding; glycine C-acetyltransferase activity. Gene Ontology annotation, biological process: L-threonine catabolic process; biosynthetic process.
CUGUCCAUUGAACACUAGCUCCCAGAACAGUCUGGAGCUGAGGUCUGUCGUGUCGUGUAUUCGAGCUCGGAAUCGUACGUUAUAAUGUACGAAACAGAACCUGCGUGACUGGUUUGGUAAAGAGCGUCCGCGGCGCGCUCCCCGCCGCGCCGGCCGGCGCCACACCUCCAUUCGACGCGAUGGCGCUGCGCUCGCAACUACUGCGCAAUGUGUUCAAUGGCACUCAAACUAGACAACUUCAUGAGUUGAAGAAAGAGCGUGCUGGCGUGGCUAAACUACGAGAGGUGCUGGAAGAUCGUUUGCAAGAAAUAAAGAAGGCUAAAACUUGGAAAUAUGAAAGGGUGCUCACUUCACCGCAGGACACUAAGGUGAGAGUGAGAGGCGCUGAAGGUGAAUUCCUGAACUUUUGUGCCAAUAACUACUUAGGACUUUCUAAUCAUCCUGAAGUCGUUGAAGCGGCGAGGGAAGGUUUAAAGAACUAUGGAGCUGGACUCAGUUCCGUGAGAUUUAUUUGCGGAACCCAAACUAUACAUAAGGAUUUAGAAAAUCGGUUGGCAAAGUUCCACGAGCGAGAAGAUGCGAUCCUCUAUGGCUCGUGUUUUGAUGCUAACGCUGGUCUCUUUGAGUCUAUGCUCACACCAGAAGAUGCUGUAUUCUCCGACACUCUGAACCAUGCAUCCAUCAUCGACGGGAUUCGCCUGUGUAAAGCGCAGAAGUAUAGGUAUCCUCAUAGAGACUUAAGCGAAUUAGAGCAUCUGCUAGCUCAUAGUGAAGCUCGCUUAAAGUUAAUAGUUACUGAUGGAGUGUUUUCUAUGGAUGGGACUGUGGCUCCUGUCAAGGGUUUGCGAGAUUUAGCUGAUAAAUAUAGAGCACUAUUGGCAAUCGACGAUAGUCAUGCUACUGGAUUCUUUGGUGAAACUGGCCGAGGUACAGAAGAAUACUGCGGUGUGAAGGGUGCAGCUGAUAUAAUCGUAUCCACUCUCGGUAAAGCCGUGAGCGGUGCCGCGGGCGGCUACACCACCGGGCCCAAGGAAUUAGUCACUUUACUAAGAAACGUUUCGAGACCUUACCUGUUCUCUAAUGCACCGCCUCCGCCGGUUGUUGCAGCUGCUACAAAGUCUCUAGAUUUAGUUGAAAAUAGCGGAGAAUUGCGGCAACGGUUGCGAGAGAAUACGCGAGCGUUCCGCGAAGGGAUGAAGGCUGCUGGUCUCACUGUGGCGGGGGAUGAUCACCCGAUAUGCCCCGUGAUGGUGGGAGAAGCGCCCUUGGCCGUGGACCUAGCUUCUGGAAUGUUGGAACGUGGAAUCUACGUAGUGGCGUUUAGUUACCCAGUAGUGCCGAAGGGCGGCGCCAGAGUGCGCGUGCAGAUAAGCGCCGCGCACACACUCGACGACGUACACCGCGCUGUAGACGCCUUCGCACACGUCGCCGCUCAAGUCGGCAUUAUUAAAAAAUAAAAAAUUGACGAAGGAAUUAUUUUCGACAGCAUUUAACUUUCUUUAGUUUUGACGUAUUAUAUUUUAUAAAUUUCGUUGGAUAUUUUCGAAAUAAAACAAUACUUUGUGUCUUAAAAAUAUAUAUUUUAAGAAACAAUGAACGAAACUUCUCAAUACUGAUUUUUGUACUUUAGGAUUUCGAUAUAUCCAAACUUCUCUUGUUUAAAUUGUAUUGUGUUCACUGAGUUAAAAAUUGUUACGUAGUGGUGAGACGUUGAUGUUAUCGAUGACGUUAAUUAGUUUAAAAAAGUUGAAUUAUCCAAUCAUUUAUUUACUUUGCAAAACAGUUACUAUAUGUAUCAAUUACAAUCUCUAAUUAAUCGAUAAAAUGCCAACACGAUGUAUGUCUUAAUGAAUUCAUCAGUUGUAAAGCAAUUUAUACGUCGACGGCAAAAUACCGAAAAACUGUUCAUUCACUACACGCUCACCACUAUUUAUCGUUAUGUAAAUAUCAGUCCAAGUACUUAUAUUUUACUAUGUGACUAAAUAAAUACAAUAUUUUUAUUGUU